Molecule: messenger RNA, 294 nt
Organism: Blepharisma stoltei
Lineage: Eukaryota; Ciliophora; Heterotrichea; Heterotrichida; Blepharismidae
Source: the annotation of a GenBank genome assembly
AUGGGAUGCACUCCUGUAUUAGGAAAAGCCAAAAUAAAAAAGCCAACUAUUAUCGAAACUGGUGAUAAUACUUCACCAAAGGCAAUCAUUUUGACUAGAAAAGGGUCAGGGAUCAAAGAUACAAAAAUUCAGUUUAGUGAAUUAGCAAAUCGCAAAAUAUCUUUAUUUUCAGUGAAAGAAGAACCCUCCGCAUUAGAGCAUUCUGCAAACCCAUCUUUUAAUAUCUCGCCAGCGCCUACAAAUCAAAUAGCCAAGUUUGCCGAUUUUAGUCAAGAAUCUGCUGUCAAGUUAUAA